AGGGUCCGGACUCUUACAGGCAAGGAGAUCGAGCUCGACAUUGAGCCCGAUACCAAGGUCGCCCACAUCAAGGAGAAGGUCGAAGAGAAGGAGGGUAUCCCUCCCGUACAGCAACGUCUGAUCUUUGGCGGAAAGCAGAUGGUCGAUGACAAGACGGCAACCGAUUACCAACUCGAGGGCGGCGCGACCCUCCAUCUCGUUUUGGCUCUUAGAGGUGGAAGGUGGUAG
Messenger RNA from Neurospora tetraspora, 228 nucleotides. Its product is annotated as ubiquitin-related domain-containing protein. The annotation marks the transcript as partial. NCBI's taxonomy places the organism in Eukaryota, Fungi, Ascomycota, Sordariomycetes, Sordariales, Sordariaceae. Gene Ontology annotation, cellular component: cytoplasm; nucleus. The transcript has 3 exons. The record is from RefSeq and is a predicted model, not a curated record. Gene Ontology annotation, biological process: modification-dependent protein catabolic process; protein neddylation; regulation of proteolysis. Gene Ontology annotation, molecular function: protein tag activity; ubiquitin protein ligase binding.